Molecule: messenger RNA, 3276 nt
Organism: Symbiodinium sp. CCMP2456
Lineage: Eukaryota; Dinophyceae; Suessiales; Symbiodiniaceae
Source: the annotation of a GenBank genome assembly
AUGCCAUUUCAAGGUCUCUGUGGGAGAACUUGCCGGGAGUCCGCAAGUCCAAGCCCGCUGGAGCAGUUCGCUGCCACACUGUCCCAGGGAGUCCGACCUCUGGAUGAAGCAUGUGAGGCAGCCUUCACAAUGUAUACUUUGCCACUGGAGGCCUUCAUGAAACUGUCUGUCGUCAAGGCGCAUGAGGAGCUGCUGCGCAGCGGCGACCUUGUCGAGUUUGAGAAGACUCAUGGACAUGCAGUCUUCGUGUCGCACCAGUGGCUUGCUGAUGAGCAUCCUGACCCAGCCGGGCAGCAGCUGAAAGUUCUGCAGGAUGCUCUCAGAAACAUGUUGUCUGGCAAGAGCCAGAUCGUCGUUCCGCCGGUUGUUGAAAUCCUUGCGGGGCGCGUCUCUGCGCCAGCAGCAUCGGAACUACGUGCCAAGCCGCUGUUCAUCUGGUACGAUUACUUCUCCUGCCCUCAAUCCUGCGCGGAUAGUCAGGCAUCUGCAAUCAGAAGCAUCAACUCUUACGUGGCUCGCAGUGCGUACUUCAUGGUCUUGUGUCCUGCGCUGAAACACCAGCAGCAUGGAGGAAUCCUGAGCCAGACGACCUGGGGUGGAAGGGGUUGGUGCCGAGCCGAGAGAAUGUCGCGCGAGCUGGGCCACAUUGACAGCAGUCUUAUUGUUGUGGAAAGCGCGACUCACCAGACCCUGCUGCCAGAUUAUUCUUCCUUCUUGUACUCUGUUGGAGAUGGGUCUUUCACUCAUGAGGAAGACCGCCCGCGCGUGAACACCAUCAUCGUGCAGAUGGUCUGGAGUAAGUUGCUGUACUACCUCUCGCAGGGCGAAUUGCACAAUUACCGCUUCCUCUUGAACCAGCAGUCGGUCCGCUUUGCCAAGCUCACUGCUGACCAUAUUGACAUGGCCAUUCCAGGCUUCACCACGGAGGUGGAUCCCUUUGCCGAUCCCGGACGGUUUCUGCUCGCUCGCUUUCUGCAUCAGAAUGGCUUUCGCGGGAUUUUUGACCGCGACAAGGCCGGUUGGUCGCCUCUGUGUUUCGCUGCUAUGGAUGGUCGUCCCUUGCUCAUCACGGCGCUGCUGCAGCAAAGAGCUGAUCCGAACGACAGGACCAGCAAGGCAAAGUUGGAGGCGCUUAUGCCAAAGCACGUGCCGGUUCUAUCCAUCGCAGCGUGCUACAGAAGCAACGAUGCCGUCUCGCUGCUCUUGGCGGCUCGGGCGCGGCCGAACAGUCGGGAUGGCCGGAAAGCCACUGCACUACAUUGGGCAAGCAUCGCGGACAAUGCCGAAGGAAUCCGGCUCCUCUGUCAGGGCGGCGCAGACCUCACGAUGCAGUGCUUUCCCGAGCUUGUGCCGCUCCUGGCGGCAUGCGCAGAGGGGGCCGUGGCUGCGCUGCAGGAGAUCUUGCUUCAGGUGCCCAACCACAGCUUGCAGCAUGGCUUGCACAUCGCCUUCAUCAUGCGCGGAGGUUCACCAAACCUCGUGUCCGCCUUGAUCCAGGGCCGGGCAGACAUCAACGAGCAGUUCGACAUUUGCUGGACAAAGCAGCCAUCCUUGUGGAUACUGUUCAGGGUCGCCCAGAUACGGCGAACCACGCGCGAUUCCCGACUCAGCUUACUCGCCUACCACCAUUCUCGCGCCACGCCCCUGAUGCUGAGCAUCCUCUGCGGCUCCUUCGGCGCUGCCUACGUCUUGCUCGCCGCAGGCGCGCGCGUGGACCUGCGCAACUCGCGCGGGAAGACAGCCCAAGAUCUGGCAAAGGAGGCGUGGGCGUGGGACCCGCGAGCAGAGGGCACGGAGAUGUUUCAUUCACCCGUCGGAAGAUCCGAUGGUGUCUGCGUGGCGGGCAUUUGGACGUGCUUCUUCGUCUAUGGCAUCCUCCAGGAGAGUAUCUUCGUCUACAAAACUGCCGCGGGUGAGAAGUUCAAGCAGACGAUGGUCCUGCUGAUUGUGGAGCACACAGUGCCAGCCCUGGUGGCCCUGGGUAUCAUCAUGUUUGGCCCUGGGCCCAAGAACAAGUGGCUGCCAUACCUCCAGUCGCAGGGCAUCGUUGCUUGGCUUAGGGCAGGGCAGAGAUCCGGUGUUUCAGAGCCGUUCCUCCUGACUCGAGCACCUGGGCCCGGGCUUCUGCCCGAAGCCAACAUGUCCGGGGCCGCCUCGCUUCUCCCGCGCCUGCUGCAAUAUGCGCAGGAGCGGGUGGCCAGCACACGGGCGGAGAUCCUUUCGAACCUCAGGGCAAAGACCGAGCUUCCACUGGUGUUGGAUGUGGCCUUGCCGGGUGCAGCUUACUUCUCUGUCGCAGCUGGAGGGCUGUGUGAUGUUCUGAACUUGUUGGGGGAGGAUGUUGUGAAAGUUGAUCGCUUUGUUGGUGCCAGCGGCGGUGCUUGCAGCCUUUUCCUGAUUCUUGCGAACGACAAGCGAGGAGCCUGUGAGCAAAAUGCCACUCCGGCUGCCCUCUGCCCCAGUGCUGACCUUCUGCUGCAGUCAUACCUCGAGUAUGCCGAGUCGGAGGGUUCCGGCACCGUCCAGCGAUCAUUCAACGCAUUCUGGCAAGCUGUGGCUGGGGUGUCUUCUUUCUGGGAGGACAAGUAUCGAGCCCUUCUUUCUCAAGAGCCUGCCUGGACGGCAAUUCGUUCUCGGGGCUUCUGCGCCGUGGCCGCUCGACCCCUGCGUCAACAGCUUUUCGGGGCUGCACCGUGCGAUGCCUCGUCGUACCGCGCCCAAGGGGACAACUACAUCUUCCACAAUUUUGCAGAGAGGGAGGAGGCUGUUCAGGCAUUUGUUGCCACCGGGGAAGCCACUGCAAAGGGCUUUACCAAGGGCAUCCAAAUUCUGAGCCGUGAUCAGAAAUUCUCCGCGGGGCCAUUAGAGAAGGAGCCAAGCGCUUCUGCGUACAGCCUGCCUGCGAGCUUCUGCGAUGGUGGACGUCCGGCGAUCUUCGAUGUCCUCCAUCAUAAUCGAAGCCCCAGUGGGUACCUUUACUACAACACCUGGUUUGAGAAUGCCUCAGAAGCUGCCUUCUGCACAGCCGAGAGCAUUGAACAUCUCUACAAGCGGGGUGUGGAUCGAACCAUCGACUGCUUGCUCAGCGAGUCCUUGGCAUCUCCGGUGCAGAGCAGCAAAGCAGGCAAAGCAGGCAAAGACAGCAUGGUCCUGGCACUUCCGGGUGCAGAUCCUAUCGCAGAGAUGGCCAAGAUCGGAGUGAAGACUCCUUUGUACGGAGGCUCCUUCGUGAAUCUCACAUCGAGUGAGAUCCGGGAGCAGAAAGCCCUCGCCUGA